Molecule: messenger RNA, 1527 nt
Organism: Pteronotus mesoamericanus
Lineage: Eukaryota; Metazoa; Chordata; Mammalia; Chiroptera; Mormoopidae
Gene: KPNA7
Product: karyopherin subunit alpha 7
Exons: 10
Coding region: 1-1527 (508 amino acids)
Biological process (GO): NLS-bearing protein import into nucleus
Cellular component (GO): nucleus; cytoplasm
Molecular function (GO): protein binding; nuclear import signal receptor activity
Source: RefSeq, a predicted model, not a curated record
AUGCCGACUUUAGAAGCUCCAGAAGAGAGGCUGAGAAAAUUUAAGUACCGAGGCAAAGAUGCAUCUAUGAGGCGGCAGCAGCGGAUAGCAGUCAGCCUGCAGCUCCGGAAGGCCAAGAAAGAUGAGCAGGUCUUAAAGAGAAGAAACAUCACCAGUUUCUCCACUGACCCAGCUUCUAAAGAAGGGACCAACCAGGUCAACCUCCCCCUGCAAGAUAUAAUCAACGGUGUGAAUGCCUCAGAUCCAGUCCUAUGUUUACAGGCCACCCAGGCAGCCAGGAAAAUACUGUCCCGGGAAAGGAACCCUCCACUAAAAUUGAUUGUCGAAGCAGGGCUCAUUCCCCGGCUGGUGGAGUUCCUGAGGUCCUCACGCCACCCCGGCUUGCAGUUUGAGGCAGCCUGGGCUCUGACCAACAUCGCUUCAGGGACUUCGGAGCAGACCCGCGCAGUCGUGGAAGGGGGCGCCAUCCAGCCCUUGGUUGAACUCCUGUCUUCCCCCCACGUGACUGUGUGUGAGCAGGCCGUGUGGGCCCUUGGUAAUAUAGCAGGUGACGGCCCAGAAUUUAGAGACUUUGUUAUCUCAAGCAAUGCCAUCCCACACCUGCUGGCCCUGAUCUCAUCAAACAUACCAAUCACAUUUCUGCGGAACAUCACGUGGACCCUGUCCAACCUGUGCCGAAACAAGAACCCGUACCCCUGCAAAAAGGCCGUGAAGCAAAUGUUGCCCAUCCUCUUCCACCUGCUGCAGCACCAAGACAGCGAGGUGCUCUCUGACACCUGCUGGGCCCUGUCCUACCUCACUGAAGGCUGCAAUGAGCGCAUUGGCCAAGUGGUUGACGUGGGCGUGCUGCCCAGACUGGUCGAGCUCAUGACCAGCUCAGAACUGAACGUGUUGACGCCCUCUCUCCGCACCGUGGGGAACAUUGUCACGGGAACGGACCGCCAGACGCAGGCGGCCAUGGACGCGGGCGUCCUGCGCGCCCUGCCCCAGCUCCUGCUGCACCCCAGGCCCUCCGUCCAGAAGGAGGCGGCCUGGGCCCUGAGCAACGUGGCCGCAGGGCCCCCCCAGCACCUCCAGCAGAUCAUUGCUUGCAACAUCCUGCCUCCCCUGGUGGCUCUGCUGAAAAAUGCAGAUUUUAAAGUCCAGAAAGAGGCUGUCUGGACUGUGGCGAACUUCGCGACUGGGAGCACCGUGGGCCAGCUGAUCCAGCUCAUCCAUGCGGGAGUCUUGGAGCCGCUGGUGAACCUACUCACCAUCCCGGACACCAAGUUUGUUAUCAUCAUCCUUGACAUCAUCUCUUUUCUCCUCCAGGCGACAGAGAAGCUCUCCGAGAAGGAAUCCCUGUGUCUUCUGAUCGAGGAACUUGGUGGGCUUGAUAGAAUCAAGGCUUUGCAAUUUCACGACAACCAUCAGGUGGCCCUGGCCGCUCAGAGCAUCAUCGAGAACCACUUCUCUGAGGAAGAAGAAAAUGGCAUAAUAUCGCCAUCCCUGGACCAAGAUCCUGAAUUCUUAAAGCUCUUAACAUAA